UAAAAACAUAGUUAGCAAGAAAAUCUCAUUUUUAUAAAGGUAUUUUACUACCUAGUAACCUAAUUGAUCUAGAACCGGUGAACGCUUGGCCUUCAGACUAGGAAUAGUCAUCUGUGUUAUAGAAUACAUACUAUCUGUAUAUAUUUAUUACUAUGUCCUUACACGGCAGAGCUUGCAAACCUUGGAACUUGAACGUCUGCGUCACACACCGUAUGGACAUUCGACUAAGGAUUCCGUACCAAAAUUAUUCUAUAUUUAUUUGAAUUAAUAAACUAAAUAUAAAUAAUAGUACAAAAUGUACUCUAUAUAAUGAUAAUAGUUAUUCUAAGGCUAUUCCUUUAAUAUUACGAGUAGGUUGUAAAUGUAGUAUUUAGGUAUGUGACAUGCAUAGUUAAAAAUAUCUCAACUGAAGAAAAUAUUCAAAUUCAAUUGCGAAGAAAAUUUCCCAUUUUGUGUAUUUUAUUUUGUAAAUACCGAAGUAUAUUUUAUUAGAUGUUUUAAAUCGCGUUGACAAACAUUUUGGGUUAAGCGACGACUUCUACUGUUGGGCAAUUACACUAAUUACUACUAAGACGUUUGUGUCAUAAGUACUUAAGUGUAACCCACCUGCUUAAAUUACCUACCUAUUAGGUAGUCAUAUCCUGGAGGCUGUGUUUAUUUAAAAAAUAUAUUUGUCAGCUACAAAAACUACAAACUGACUUGUUUGAUUGUAACAAUAAUAUCAAUAAAAUAUAUAAUUAAUUAAUAUCUAUUCCGAUUACUACCUCUUUACUUAUAUGGAUUUGCUACUUCUGUUUCGUGUUUACAUUUACGUAGAACUGGAUAUGAAUCGUAGCGCCUCCCUACUUAAUAUGCAAACUAUAUUAUGUAUCUGCGUUUGUUUAUACUGAGACUUCCUCCUAUAAUUUCCUGAUUGUAACUGUUUAAAGAUAACUUACUGGUAUAUUAUGCAAAUAGGUUCGAAUAAAAUACGUAAAUACGAAAUUGUGGCAAAUAUAUCCAAGUUCUUUCUGUAUCGGAAUAGCAAUGACAGCACAAUAUUGAUACCUGUCCUUCUUCUAAUAACUUUACAUUAUAAUAUAUUAAGUGCUAUAUGUAUAAAUUUUAGUAAGUAUAUACAGUUUUAGUCUGUUUUUAAAUUGAAUUUCUUCAAGUUUAACAUUUUGCAAGACAUUGCGAUAAACAGUUACUUAUUUGGAAUAACAUGGAAUCUUGUCUUUAAUUUUAAAAAAGAAAUUUGUAUGUUUAAUGUUUAAGAUUUUUUAUAAUCUCGUCCUAUUAAGAUAGAUACCAAUGAGUUUGAAAAAUAAAUAUACCGGAUCCAAUAAAUUCUUUAAAUAAAUAAAUAAAUAGCUAUGUGGGUGUUUGUGAUUCAUACAACUAGAGUUCACUUAUUACUUAUAAUAAAUACAACAGUGACCAUGUAAUAAAUAGGUACCAAGACGUAUUUUCCACGUAAUUGUAGAUAUUUGAUUGAAUAUAUAAAACUGCCAUGAUACUGUGUAUGGAUUGUACUUAUACAGAUGUGGAAGAUGCCUAUGCAAUUUUUACGUAAGAAUUUUUUAUAAGAAUGAGGGAUAUCAUUAUUGUUCAAGUCUAUAUAGGUGACAAUUACUACGAGUGCGCCGUCUAUUCGUCUUUACAGUUUAGUAUGAAAAAAGUCGUGCCCUCCUUUCUUGUAUAUCAAGGCCUCUUUGGAAAUACAUAAUUGGAUACACUAAUAUUGCAGUAAAUAUCAUUUGAAACUAGAAAAGUAAUGUCAGAUUAUAGAAUAAAUAUUAUCGAAUUAGAAAAAAAUAAAGGGCAUUUGUUUUAUGUUACCUAGAAGACAACUUCUACUACCAAAAUAGCACCCUAUUUGUUGUUCGUCUAUUAGAAAUUGGUGGACAUAUUAUAAAGCCUGAAACUCAGCAAUAAAAAAGCAGCUAUGUAAGUACUAUUUAUUUGCAAUUUUCAUCGCGUUAAGUCCCGAUAGUGUACUUAAAACCUAGUCUCUUCAGCAAUAUUACUAUAUAUUUUUAUAUAGCAAUUUUUAGUAAAUAGGGUGUUCUUUCAGGCCCAACGUUUCAGGCUACUGGUUCUUUGUAAAACAUAGUAUCUAAGUAGGUUAAUUAAUAAAUAAUUUAAUAUACACUUUAAACAAAACCUCGUAAUGAAUCAAUUAUAUUAUCAUUUAUAGGAAAACUCCAAAUUAAAGGUAUACAAGCUUGUUAUAAAAUGACAGCUUGUAUGAACUAAAAUUAAUACAAAGAGGCAAAAGGUCUUAUCUUAGAUCCGUGAUGUACAAAAUUCCGUACUUGUGUUUGUAUUGACUUAGGGCUAUUUAGUGUAAUGUGUUAUGAGGUGUCAUGUUAAUAUAUUGACGAAAACGAACUACUAGUAAGUACUUAUGUGAUAAAGUACCAACGCAAUUCUUUACGUUUACUGAACACAAUCAAACAAAAUUUCAAGAACCUAUUUGUCGUAGGGGCCUGCUUCUCACUUCAAAUAUCGUGCAUAUAUACGAGUAUUACGUAAACUAUGGUAAACAGAUUAUACUCUAUUGCAAUGCCAAAGUGAUACCUAAUAUCAAUAUACGUACGUAACACAUUAGGUGAAUCCUAUCAUUAGUUAUGGUACUUGUGUAUUCCGUUUACUUUAUUUUUUGUUCUACAUAUUUGGUUUGUAGGUUUUAUUAGUCAUAACAAAUGUUAAUUUAUAUCCUAUUAUUUAUAAAUCAACUAAAUGGAUGACAGAGAGAACAGCUGUUCGAAUUUGAGUAAUCGAAUCUUAACAAUGAAACUAUGUUAUGCUAUUACCUAUGCCCAAUGCUUAAUUUUACGCGACAUCUUUAAAUUCUGCUGAGUAGAAUACAAGAUUACUCGUGUUAAAAUUUGUGUAAAGAGCUAGUUUAACCCCACAGACUCGUCUUCAACAUUAGCAGAAUAAAAGUUAAAACAGUUGAUAAGGCAGUGUAAACGCAAUCUUAUAGAAGAAAUGCAAAUGUAUAGAUUUUCUUAGCAACAGGAAUGUCUAACUUUCAUUCCACCUUGUGAAAAUUGUAACUACAAUGUCGGUUCUAGGCAUAAAUAGCAUCAUGAAUAUCAUAGAUUUCACCGUGACGCCCAAGGACGGUAAAAGAAUUAUAUCUUUGUACUCUGCAACUUAACUACUAUAUCUCUUUUAAACCAAAACACACUCUUUGAAGCCUAUAUUACUUUUACUUAGGGGUAGAAAGAAGAGUGUUUAGUGAAAAUAAUAAUUUUUAAUUGUAAUUUUUUCCAUCAUUCAUAAAACAUCCUGUCCUUACAAUUAGUCACUAUAAUAAUAUUAAUUAUGAUAUAUAUGUAUAUACAAGUUAUCAGUUUAAUGCUUAGAUUAUGAAAAAUACGUUAUACUGUAUAAUACUAUCAAUUUAAAGCUUCCAUACCAUACGUUCCACAAUAUAGCUUUACAACCAUGGACAAUGUCUAUAAGAAAAAAAGAUAAUCAAUUAAAUGCCUAAUUAAGCCAUUCAGUGAGAACUAAUUUAAUAAAGUAGGAAGUCGAGUAAGUACGCAACAUACUUACGUAUAUCCGCUUGUACUAUUAUAGUCACUAAAAUCUUUUGCAAGUUUUAAAAAUGCAUUGUAUAGUCAUUGUUUUGCAACUGCAACUCAUUGAAUUUUAAAUAUCGGUUAUUAUAGGUAGAUACUUGUUAGUAGAAAAAAAUAUAAAUACCUAGUAUGGUAGUAAGUAGUUACAAUAGAUGAUCAGUAAUUUUUUAUUGCGGACCUAAUGUUAUAGAUAUUUGGAAUGUAUUAACUGAAAUAGUGACGCACGUAUUUCGUAUCAUGUACCUGUUUAAGAAAUUUCUAUUUACAACCUACUACUGUAUUCAAAAGCAAUCUUUAUUUAAAAGGGCAACGAUGAAUUGGAUACCACAACUUAAUUACAUCGUAAAUUCAAUAUGAUGUAGGUAGCUACGUUAGAUUUCUUUAUAGUAGCAACUGUACUUGAAUCUAACCAUUCUAUUAGUGAAGCCUCUACUAUUGACAUGUGGAAGGGCUAAUAGAAAAAUAACAAAAUGAAGUUUAUUGCAUUUAUAUUUCUAAUAAAAAUAACAGUUUCACAAAGUCUUACUUGCAAUAAUAUUUUGGAAUUGCCUGCUGAAACUAAAUUAACAAUUAGAGAAUUACAAACGAUUCAACCGAAAGAUAUGGUUCAGUGCUUGGCCUACUUGGGAAAGGAGCAAUUGCCGAAAUCGGAAGCCGAGUUCAUAUGGCAAUCGAUCGUUGCAUUUUACAGCGGUAUCGCAAAUGUUCCUGAUAACGUAUUGAUACUUUUACAUUGGGUUACUACAGCUCUAACUCCGGAAGAUUACGCAAACAUAACCUUUAGUAACAUUGACGUUAUACAAAAUUUCGGAUUAAAUUACAACUUGGAUAUGCAACAACUUAUGGCAAUAGCCGAUAGGGUCCGCGAAGACUUUGCUGGGAAGGAGCCCGAAGACUACACUUAUUAUGACUUGACAGCCUUAAGGCAAAUUUUAUGUGCCUAUAACAGAAGUGAGAUUGAGAGAAUACAUCCAUCAGCUUUUAGAGAAGCGGCUCUAAUCCUCGGAAAGCUAGAGAAUUGUAGUGCUGAGGUGAUGACAGGAUUUGCCUCUUUAGCGAUUCAAAAGAGCGCUUUUGGUCCUCCAUCAACGUGGUCGGAUUCAACAAAGAAAGCGCUAGGAAAAAUUAUUGAAUUCUUGCCACCAGAAAUUAUAGAAAAAUAUAAACUCUAACAAAUGGCCCAAAGCAUGAUUUAAUAUGUGUAUCUACAAUUUAUUUUUGAGUUAUACUCCUAGUAAGAUUUUAUUUAUAGCAUUAUUAUCUUACACCGUAACAUCUCAUUGCCUAAUACGAGUUCUACCUCAUUGAAAGAAAAUAUGUCUAUGAUGUUUAACAGCGCUGUUAGACAGAAGGGAUUUUACUAGUAGUACUACUAUCAUAUAAAUUCUCUUUCAACACAUUAGUACCAAAUUGUAUAUUUACACAUAAUCAUCCUUGUAAAUUAAUAAAUAAAUAUAAUAUAUAGAUUUUUUUUUAUUAUUAACUAAUGACAAGUGCUUUAUCUACUUUUAGUUCUAUGCUAAAUACCAUAUGAAAGGAAAGGAAGAUUGGAAUAAAUUUAUCUCACUUUUAAAUACUAAAGCCUAUUUAAAUAUUUACCUGUAGCAUUAUCUCUAGUUAGUAGUUUUAAAUUUACAGUUGGUAACAAUACUUGCUGUCUAAUGUCAGUUACUGCUUUUGCAAUAAGUAUCCAAUGAAUCAAAUACAAUACAAAGAUGAGAAGUCUUCGAGGUAACAUUGGCAUACAAAAUAAAUAGAGGUCGUUGUAAAUGGAGCCAUAGAAGAACAAUAUUGUAUAUUAGUGGGUUUAUUUACGUCUUUUAUGUUUUUUGACCUUGCGUCAUAAUGAACGAAACAGUUUAUAUUUAGGACAAGUAAAAAUGAUGAUUUAUGGUUAGGUGUAAACCAGAUUAUUACGUAGAAUUUACCUGUCAGAGUAGAAUUUUCAUACGGAAUUAAAAUAUUUUUGUGAGUGAAGGUCAUCAUGUAGGUACUGAAAUGUAAUGAUAAUAAUUAGACAUUACACUGCAUUUGUAUGCAUUUAAAUAUUUACACAUGAGACUCAAUCAUAAAAUAAUUAUAAUUGAAUUUAGAACACAUUAAUGGACGUAUCUAUGCUAUAUACUAUUAUAUGUUAUAAAUUAAUUAUUACAUAUUAAUAUAUAACUAUAAACAAAAACUAUUAGUAUCAUUUUUAUCUAGCGGAAUAUACAGAGCCUCAUCAUCAAAACCCGACGAAAACUCCAGUUUUUCACUUCCUCGUCGUAAUGCUGAGAUCACAGAUUCUCUUCGAUUGUGAUCCCAAUGCGGCUGGUUUACAAAUAGACUCCUUUUGAUCUCUGCCAAGAUAGUGACAAAUCCAUAGCUAGGUACUAUUCUGAUGCAGCUACAUUGAUUAAUUAAAAUAAAGCAAUCGUUAAUCGCAAUGAAAAAAUCGCAUCCCUUGCUCAUUGCCAAAUUAAGCCUUCCUCGUCGAUCUAUCCAGAAAAACAAAUAAUAAUAUACUAGCAUGGAGGUUUCGCGAUCUCAAGCAGAUAGUAACCUAGAAAUUUUAUUAAUAUCUAAAUAUUUUACUUACUACUAAAUAUAAGCAUUAUAUAAUAUAAGUAUUAUUUCAUAUUUCCUAUAUAUUGAAUAGAAUGCACCACCUACUUAUUUCUCGGUAUACCCAAGGAUUGAAUGGUAGAGAACACCGUUCGGUGUUAGCUCCUCCAAAUGUACAUAGAAUUUUACUGUGCAUUAAAGUUUAAAUAAAUAAAUAUUUAAAAUAUUUAGGUAUUAUAAAUUUUCAAAUUAUUUUGGUAAUAGAUAAUUUGUACCGGAUUACCUACAUUUUUCAUAAACAUUUAAACCCAUUCGACGAAUGGGUGUAGUGAUUUGAAAUCUAUGUCAUAGAUAUUAUGAAAAGUUUCAUUGGAAUACGGAUUAAAAAUCUAAUUGUAAUCUGCUUUACUGUCACACCAUCAAACAACACUUAAUGGUAUCUACUAAUAUUUUACUAGAUCUGUACUUCAUGUAGAUUAUUAAAGUUAGUUCUUAUGUAGAUCUAAUGAACAAAAUAUAUUACCAACAAAUAACAAUAAUUCUAAGUUCAUGAUCAUUAUCAUAUCGGCCUUUAACUGUCCACUGUUGAACAUAAGCUUCCCUCUUGGGAGAUUUUGCCAGUAGUUGCCACGCUUGGCAGGCGGAUUGGCAACCGCAGUCAGACUAUAGAGAU
Molecule: messenger RNA, 6792 nt
Organism: Galleria mellonella (greater wax moth)
Lineage: Eukaryota; Metazoa; Arthropoda; Insecta; Lepidoptera; Pyralidae
Exons: 1
Coding region: 4046-4747 (233 amino acids)
Biological process (GO): cell-matrix adhesion
Cellular component (GO): cell surface
Source: RefSeq, a predicted model, not a curated record